GCGCAGAUAACCAGGAAGGGUUGGUUGAGUCAAUACGAUGGUUCACUUAUGUUUUGGAGCAUAGGAGAAUAACAACAGGUUUGACCGCAUCCACUUCCAGUCGCAGCCAUGGUGUGCUGCCAUUCCUGCCCUAGGCUGUGCUCCCGCUCAUCGGCCUACACUCUGGCCCUGGGCCUGGGCUUUGUAACUUUGGGGACCAGUCGUAUCCUGCUGCUCAAAUUCUCUGCCAAUGCUGAGAACAAGUAUGACUUCCUCCCUGCAUCUGUCAACCUACUUGCUGAGGCGCUCAAACUGCUCUUCUGUCUGGUUAUGUCAGUCAGGGUCAUAGUCCGAGAGGGACGAUCAUGCAGAGACCUGGGCUGUUCCUCCACCUCCUCCCUGCUCAGUUCCCUGAAGUGGGCUGUCCCUGCUUUCCUCUACUUUGUCGACAACCUCAUCAUCUUCUAUGUGAUGACCUACCUGCAGCCUGCCAUGGCAGUGCUCUUCUCCAACUUUGUCAUCCUGACCACGGCUGUACUCUUCAGAAUUGUUCUGAAGAGGCGCUUGUCUUGGGUUCAGUGGGCAGCGUUAGUCAUCCUCUUCCUGUCCAUCGUUUCCUUGACGACAGGAUCAGGGGGCAGCCAAAACUCCAUAGCUGUGCCAGGUCUCCACUCUAACCCCCUCUCCACCCCCUCCAACUCCUGCCUACUCUACACACAGCUCCUGGAGCAGAUGAGGAACAGCAGUGCCAGUGAAUCAUGGGUGUCGUCCCUGCCCGGUCAGGCCUGGAGGAACAGGGUAGUAGAGAAGCUUAAAUCUCUGGGUGUGGGUCACAUCCUGCUCCUCCUCCAGUGUUUCAUAUCCGCCAUGGCAAACAUCUACAAUGAGAAGAUCCUCAAAGAAGGAGACCAACUCACUGAGAGCAUCUUCAUCCAGAACAGUAAAUUGUAUGCCUUUGGUGUGAUAUUUAAUAGUCUGACCCUUGGGCUUGGAAGCGAGGCACGAGGCCUCACCAUCCACUGUGGCCUCCUCCACGGACAUAACAUCUACUCCCUGGGUCUGGUGCUGGCCACUGCUUCUCUCGGUUUAUCUGUGGCCUUCAUCUUGAAAUUCAGAGAUAACAUGUUCCAUGUGCUGACGGGCCAGAUCACCACUGUUUUGGUUACCGCCCUCUCCCUUUUCCUCUUCGACUUCCACCCGUCGCUGGACUUCUUCCUCCAGGCUCCCAUGGUCCUGCUGGCCAUCUUUAUCUACAACGCCAGCCGGCCCAAGGACCUGGAAUACAGCCUUCAGCAGGAAAAACUGCGGGUCAUCAACGGAGAGGUGUUCGAGAGGUCCAGAGGGGAUGGGGAAGAGCUGGAGCUCCUGACAAAGCCCAACACAGACAGUGAUUCCGAGGAAGAGUCUUUGUAGUGAUGACUUACGGUUCUGCUACAAGACAGAUUUUCUUCUGCACUGCCGCUUCAUAUUAAGCUGCUCACUAGACUUGUGCUCCUGGAUGCAGGACUGUCUACACACACACGUUCUGUUAAAGCAUUUAUUUGAAUGACCGUCAGUAAGAAAACAGUGACUGAUAAUGUUGACGGGAUGUGUGAUGAGCUCUGUCAGACAUAUGUUUGCACUUUCCUCAUGACUGAAAAAAACAACUAAGGCUUUUGUGUAUAUUUUGAAAUGUGCCUGUCUGUGUACGAGUUCUGUCAUGUGCAGGGAAAUUAUUGUGUCACGGUAUUUGCCGUUUGGGAUCAUUAAGGGCUUCUGUUAGGGAUUGUUUAUUUCCUCUAAUGAUUUUUGUUACAUGUGCAGCUAUUUGACUGUUGGAAGGUAAUUGGAUAAGAUUAAUGACCAGCAGCCACAUUUCAGCCAAUUUUACGGUUGUAUCAGGCAAUACAGUAUUUUAAUUGUUGUUGGUACUGUGUAAAAGAAAUGUUGAUUCAACUCUGUGAUCAUCUUUGAGACCAUAUUUAAACAAUUUGGACAACUUAAGCAACACAGUACAGGACAAAUCCACCAACUAUACCUUCAUAAAUUACCAUGGAACUCUACGUUACCAGAAGUUUACACACACAACUGUUUGCUUCAUUAUAGUGCACAAGAGUUUUUUUUCUUACACCUGAACCAGAAUCAUAAGCAUUGACAUAAAAGACCACUUUAAUGUCAGUCUGAAAGCACAACAAACUGGCUCUUGAUUCUCUUACUUGGCCUUGAAUAUAUAUACUGUAUAUUUUUUGUCAUUAUGGCAUUACAACUGUGAAAUACAAUGAAAUUUACAGUAUUUGUCUUCUUCGUUCUAUAAAAAAGAUUGUCUUUUGUGCCAUAAAAUUUUAACAUGUAUGAAUGCUAAAGUUGCUCUGAAAUAAACUGCAAGUAAACUGGCUUAA
This is a messenger RNA of Thunnus maccoyii (southern bluefin tuna), 2357 nucleotides long. It is a transcript of the gene slc35a5, whose product is annotated as solute carrier family 35 member A5. Gene Ontology annotation, cellular component: Golgi membrane. The transcript has 10 exons. Lineage: Eukaryota; Metazoa; Chordata; Actinopteri; Scombriformes; Scombridae. Gene Ontology annotation, molecular function: pyrimidine nucleotide-sugar transmembrane transporter activity. The record is from RefSeq and is a predicted model, not a curated record. Gene Ontology annotation, biological process: pyrimidine nucleotide-sugar transmembrane transport. Bases 109 to 1392 code for a protein of 427 amino acids.